GAUUCCUCAGCAGCGCUCUGGGUGGAACCAGCCUGGUGUGUGGAGAGGGCUGGGAAGAAGGAGAGAAAGGGGGUGGUCGGGGAGAGAGAGCUGAGAUUUGAGCUCUUAGCAGCUAGUCUUCUCCUUGCUCCCUUGUGGCCUGCCCGUCUCCCCGGGCCCUGGUGACAUCUCACAGGCCCCAGUGCUGCCCUCGCUCCCUGCCCCGGGUUGUCCCCUCCCUUCCCGUCCACCCUCACCCCCGCGGCCCUGAUUGCUCCCCAGUCCGGACUCCCCCAUGUAUGACGACUCCUACGUGCCCGGGUUUGAGGACUCGGAGGCGGGUUCAGCAGAUUCCUAUACUAGCCGACCGUCUCUGGACUCAGACCUUUCCCUAGAGGAGGACAGGGAGAGUGCUCGUCGAGAGGUGGAGAGCCAGGCACAGCAGCAGCUGGAAAGAGCCAAGCACAAACCAGUGGCAUUUGCUGUGAGAACCAAUGUCAGUUACUGUGGGGUGUUGGAUGAGGAGUGCCCUGUCCAGGGCUCAGGGGUCAACUUUGAAGCCAGAGAUUUCCUGCAUAUCAAAGAGAAAUACAACAAUGAUUGGUGGAUUGGGAGACUAGUGAAGGAAGGUGGGGAUAUUGCCUUCAUCCCCAGCCCUCAGCGCCUGGAAACCAUACGCCUCAAGCAAGAACAAAAGGCUAGGAGAUCUGGGAACCUUCCUGGUGACAUUGGCAACCGUCGUUCUCCUCCCCCAUCUCUAGCCAAACAGAAGCAAAAACAGGCAGAACAUGUGCCCCCAUAUGAUGUGGUACCCUCCAUGCGACCUGUGGUGCUUGUGGGGCCUUCUUUGAAAGGCUAUGAGGUCACAGACAUGAUGCAGAAGGCACUCUUUGAUUUUCUAAAGCAUCGAUUCGAUGGCAGGAUCUCUAUCACUCGAGUUACAGCCGAUCUCUCUCUGGCAAAGAGAUCGGUGCUCAACAACCCAGGCAAGAGAACUAUAAUUGAACGCUCUACAGCUCGAUCCAGCAUUGCUGAGGUGCAGAGUGAGAUCGAGCGGAUCUUCGAGUUGGCCAAGUCUCUGCAGCUGGUAGUGCUGGAUGCCGACACCAUCAACCACCCUGCCCAGCUGACUAAGACCUCUCUGGCCCCCAUCAUCGUAUAUGUCAAAGUGUCCUCACCCAAGGUACUUCAUCGUCUGAUCCGAUCCCGGGGAAAGUCCCAGAUGAAACAUGUGAAUGUUCAGAUGAUGGCGUAUGACAAGCUGGUGCAAUGCCCACCAGAAUCUUUUGAUGUGAUCCUGGAUGAGAACCAAUUGGAAGAUGCCUGUGAGCACCUGGCUGAGUACUUGGAAGUGUAUUGGAGAGCUACUCACUAUCCAGCUCCAGGGCCUGGCCUACUGGGCCCACCCAGUGCUAUCCCCGACCUUCAGAACCAGCAGCUGCUGGGGGAGCAAGGAGGAGAGUGCUCACCCCCAGAGCGGGACAGCCUGAUGCCUUCAGAUGAGGCCAGUGAGAGCUCACACCAAGCUUGGACUGAAUCUUCUCAGCGCAGUUCUCACCACCUGGAGGAUGAAUACACUGAAGUCUAUCGAGAUCUGUAUCAGCCGCAUCGCCAGCACACCUCUGGGCUACCCAGUGCCAAUGGACAGGACCCUCAAGACCGGCUUCUGGCCCGGAGCUCAGAGCAUAAUUACAAUGAAAGGAACUGGCAACGCAAUCGGCCAUGGCCUAAGGAUAGCUAUUGAACUUCUUCCUGCCCUGCUCUGGUCUGUCCAAGGGAGCAGAGGGGGAAACGUAUGGAAUAGCAGGGCAAGAGCUUAUUGGCAGGUUGAAGUUAAGCUAGCCUUAGGCUGACAUUAGGCUUAGCCCCCUAAGUCCCCUUGCCUAGCCCUGGGCCCCAAUAUUCCAAGAGCUAUAGGUGGUCCUUUUACUUUGUGUUAAGAACCUCCAUGCUCUCCACUUUCUAAGUACUAGUUAUAUACAGUUCUAUAACCCUGGCACUCUCUCCUGCACAAGAAGCUGUCUUCUCUGGGCAGUACCCUCAAGUCCAAGAUUCCUGUAGAAAUGGCUCCAUUUCUUCCAGACUCAGGAAAGAGAUGUUCCCCCCUAAAGGUGACUGGGAGGUGAGGAGGAGAGCCAUGGCAAGGGGCAGUGUCAAGGUCCUGAAGAGAGUAAGGGUCCCUCCUAUUGCUCCAUCAGCCAAGGGAACCAAACUUUGAGGUCUUACAAGAUUUCUUUCAGUUCUGAAAUCACACAUAAGAAAGUUGACAAUCAUCCCAUAUCCACACCUAGAUUUUGCUUCUAUUCAUUCAUUCAGUGGUCAAGAUGUGUGUGCAGGGGAGAUAGGGAGGCUGAGAAAGAGGACAAAAUUGCCAAACUCUGUUGAGGAGAAAGGGACUUGAAAAUCUUAGGGCAAAGUAUUAAGGAGACAGCCGGGCCCUCAUAUUUUCUAGAAUUAUUCUGACCCGAGUGUUUACCCUUUAUAACUGGGAUUUAAUAUGAGCAAGAAAGCAGAGUCAAAAAGAAGUUGGUAGGAGUAGGUGCAUGGAGAAGGCCAAAUACCUCAGGGAGCACCUACAUCUGCUCGUGUAUUUAAUUUCUUCCUUAUCCUGUUACUACCAAUGAGGGUCACAGACCCCAAACUUUUCUUCUUGCUCAUAUACACAACUAUUUAAAUUAGGCUGGGGGAAAGAAAAGGAACAGAGGUAAGGAAUCUCUUCUAGCUUCUGGACACCCUACCUGCAUCCUCUCGUGUGGUUGUGUAGCUGAGCCCAUGCCCCCACAUGGCCAUGACCUUCACCCUGUUGUCAUCACCAAUAAAUGCCAUGUACUGCCCCACCACACCCCA
Antechinus flavipes (yellow-footed antechinus) is the source of this 2826-nucleotide messenger RNA. It is a transcript of the gene CACNB3, whose product is annotated as calcium voltage-gated channel auxiliary subunit beta 3. Gene Ontology annotation, molecular function: protein binding; high voltage-gated calcium channel activity. Gene Ontology annotation, biological process: regulation of voltage-gated calcium channel activity; neuromuscular junction development; calcium ion transmembrane transport. NCBI's taxonomy places the organism in Eukaryota, Metazoa, Chordata, Mammalia, Dasyuromorphia, Dasyuridae. The record is from RefSeq and is a predicted model, not a curated record. The transcript has 13 exons. Bases 275 to 1723 code for a protein of 482 amino acids. Gene Ontology annotation, cellular component: voltage-gated calcium channel complex.